This is a messenger RNA of Seminavis robusta, 357 nucleotides long. The record is from the annotation of a GenBank genome assembly. NCBI's taxonomy places the organism in Eukaryota, Bacillariophyta, Bacillariophyceae, Naviculales, Naviculaceae.
AUGGAGAACAACCUGAACUACCUUGACCAAAAGGCUCCAGAGUUGAAGAGAUUGAUGACGGAGUUCACCAAGUCUAAGGAUGUCGAAGCGGAUCCGAACGAGCCAGAUGUUGGUCUCAACAAAGACCGCAACUUGACACCAGCGCAGGCUAAUAAGCGAGUAUGGGACGAGGCGGCUACAACGGUGGUGGCUGGUGAUUGGGAGAUGACUAACUGUACUCUCCAAGACUUGGCGUUAGACUUCGAAGAUGAGGAUUACGACGGAUUGGAGCCAGAAGAUAUGGAAUGGCCACAAUACUCUGCAUACGAUUCCGAUGACGAGGCCAUCUAUGAGGAUCCGACCGGCUUUGGGCGGAUG